Messenger RNA from Moesziomyces antarcticus, 2370 nucleotides. RefSeq names its product C2H2 finger domain-containing protein. The record is from RefSeq and is a predicted model, not a curated record. The transcript has a single exon. Gene Ontology annotation, molecular function: ribosome binding; ubiquitin protein ligase activity. Gene Ontology annotation, biological process: protein ubiquitination; rescue of stalled cytosolic ribosome. NCBI's taxonomy places the organism in Eukaryota, Fungi, Basidiomycota, Ustilaginomycetes, Ustilaginales, Ustilaginaceae. Bases 1 to 2370 code for a protein of 789 amino acids.
AUGAGCACGGCGCAAGAAAGCAUACCUUCCACACGGCGUGGUGGAGGAGCGACGUCCACGGGGCGAAGAGGAGGAGGCUCGUCGUCCAACUCGUCAAGAGGCGGUCGUCGCGCCAACUUCGGCGGCUCGCUCACCGCUGCCGAUGCGAAUGCGGAUGCCUCUGCCACCAACGGCAACAGCAACAGCAAUCGUUCGCGCCUCAACAACUCCAGGCAACCCCGAUCCAAGCCAAACCAAGCAGCGCAAGCCAGCAACAACGCCGCACCUGUGCCGCAACUAGCAAGUGCGAACGCAGACAAUACGACCACCACCACCGACGACGACGAGGGCGAGCUGCCUCCGGACGUCGAUGUGUGCUUCAUCUGCGCCGACCCGGUGAAGCUCACGUCGCUGGCGCCGUGCGACCACCGCACGUGCCACAUCUGCGCGCUGCGUCUGCUGGUGCUGUACAAGAAGGACCAGUGCACCUUUUGCAAGGCCAAGAUCGACCGUCUCAUCUUCACCACCUCGCCCACCAAGAACUUUGCCGACUUUGAGCCUUCGGACAUUCCGUAUUCGGACCGCAAGCUGCCGAUCAGUUUCGAGUCCAAGGAGGCGCUGGAAGAGACGGUGCUGCUGCUGCGCUACAACUGCCCCGACGCGAACUGCGAGGUGGCCUGCACAGGAUGGCGCGACUUCAAGGCGCACGUGCGUCGCGAGCACGACCGGCUGGUGUGCCAGCUGUGCAUCACCAACAAAAAGAUCUUUGCGCACGAACACACGCUGCACACGGCCCAGUCGCUCGCGGCGCACGAAAAGCAGGAACACAAGCUGUGCGAAUACGACCGCACGCUCUUUUAUGGGGAUGACGAGCUGUUUGCGCACAUGCGCGACCAGCACGAACAGUGCCACAUCUGCAAGGCGAGCGGGACACCAGAGGAACGAUGGAAGUACUACCGCGACUACAACAUGCUCGAGCGCCAUUUUCGCAACGCGCACUGGCUGUGCGAGAAUGGCGAUUGUCUCGAGAAGAAGUUCAUCGUGUUUGAGAGCGAGGUGGACUUCAAGGCGCACCAGGUGCAGGAGCACGGCAACGAGCUGUCGAGCAGAGAGCGCAGGGAGGCGAUGCGCAUCGAGGCCAACUUUUCGUACGACGACACCAGCAGCGACGCGCGCCAGGGCGGAGCGGGUCGAUCGGGCGCCGGGGGCCGUAAGGGGAAAGCACGGGCGGAGGCGACGGAUGCAGGUGCAUCCGGGUCCGAGAAUCGCGAUGUGUUGGGGGUGUCGUCGCUCGCCUCGCGUGCGCAUGUGCCAGGUGCCGGGCCGGCGAACCACGCAUCGCGCCGCGCCAUGUUUGGAUCGGGCCUCACCACCGCUUCGCCACAAGGUGUUGCUGCGGACCGCGUGCGCACGGUUACCGACGAGCGCAGUAUCGAGGAGCGUCACCAGGCGUAUAUGGACAAGGCGUCGCGGGUGCUCGGGGGAUCCGAGGCGCGUAUCGCCUCGUUCCGCGCGUGCGUACGUGCGUUCAAGAGCGGCGAAUCGUCGGCGCGCGAUCUGAUCAGCACCCUCCAUUCGCUCGUGCAGGAGAUGGACGACUGCGCACCCCUCGUCAACGGUCUCGUCGACCUCUUGGAUGAUAGAGACAAGAGCAAGGCGCUUAGUGAUGCGUGGGCGGGAUACAGGAUCGAACGCACCCAGUUUCCCUCUCUUACGCCUUCGGGUGGAGCGGGUGGAGGGGUGGUGUUGGGGUCCGGGUAUGCAGGUGCAGGACGUGCACUGAAGAACAUCAAGAAAUCCUCGGCUGCAACUUCGGCUGUGUGGGACAACGUCGAGCGAGCCGCUUCUGCGUCGUCGGGUCAUGGAGCUGGUCGACCAGUUGCCCUACGUGAGCACUUCCCCAGUCUAGGCAGUGCCGGUGGUUCAUCAGGCUCGGUGGGGGUGCCGGGUUCGCUGGCGCAUGCGGUGGCGCACAAUGCAGCCGCCCGCGCUGCAGCCCCGAGUGCAAAGUGGAGUGCAGCCUCGCCCGUCGUGGUUGUGCCCGCCGCAAAGCCGUAUGUGGCACGAGCCCACUCAAGCGGCCCCAGCAGGGCUGUGAAUGCAUCGGCGUUCCCGAGCCUGCCGACGAAUGCGGCGAAAAAGGCGAUCAACGAACAGAAAAAGUCGCUCUUCAACAAGUCACCCGCUGCCAGUGCCGGUGCUACGCCUGGUGGAUCGGGUUCCAACACGCCUUGGAUGCCUCCACCCGGCCGAAUCGACGAUGCGCAGGGGCUGGGCAAUUUGGACGGUCUCAGCGAGGCGUUGGUCGAGAGUCAGGAGGGUGGGAGGAAGAAGAAGGGAAAGGCAAAGGGCGUGCAGUUGGCCGCGUUUGGUGGCGUGCAUCGUGGGUGA